UGUUACAGUAACAGUGAACUAAAGAGGCUCGGCUCUUCAUCGUUGUCCACAACGACCUAAUGUCUCGGGUGCCGCCAUUACCAUCCAACCGAUACCCGUCUAAUGCCUCGUAUGACUCUAGCCAAUCCGGAUCUCCUUCUAUCAGACCUUUGCAGAUAAGCCGACCUUCAAGUCGUCCAACCACACCAGGGAGUAAUAGUAUUCCUUUGCCUGGAUCGUCUCGAGGAUCAUCAUCGAAUCCAAAUGGACCGUCACGACCACAACGGUCCGGACUUAGGAGCAGACACGUUUCUGAGUACUCAAAUUCGGAUUCAGUUUCGUUUGAUGGGUCCUCCAAUCGCGACUCGAGAGAUCGAGCCGACAGUCUAGGCACUACCAUCCGCACUAACUUCUCGGUUCCUCAAGGUACACGUAAUAAUGUCGCGGGUCCCUCAAAGUCUUCGCCCAGUAAUGGUCGUCCCAGACCUUCUCGUGCACCAAUUUCUCCCACCUCUCCUGGCACUGAGCCCGAGAUGUCACCAACAUCUAUCGCUGCUAUUGCCGCUUUCCAAAGGGCUGGUCGUAUGCGGGGGAUGACAUUAGAGGAUGAGGAGUACGAACGAGAGAAGGAGAAGGAGAUAGCCAUUCAGAAGGACAGACAGAAACGAAUCAGAGACAAAGUUCCUGGUAGACGAACUACUGGAAAGCAUAGACCGGGAGAUAUUGACGCUGUGCUCGAUGAGAUCAAGGAUGAAUGGGAAAUAGUGACGGAUCCCGACUUCAACCCAGUCGAUCUGGCUCUGCAACUUCUCGAUGAAUCCUCCCUUGGAAAGGAUAUAGAUUCGUUUCGGAGAACAAAAGAUAUGCUAUCAAAGGCUCUAAAGGGCUCCGUUGACAAACACUACGAGGCAUUCGCUGCUGCACUUCCUCACCAUGCAUCCCUAUUGAGCCAUCUCGGUGUUACCUCGAAAUCCAUAUCAGAAGCAAGAACCGCGUUGCAAGAAUCAAAGGAGGCUCUCAGUAACAAGCGCACAGAUUUAGUGCAACUCUGGUCACGAAACCAAACGGUAGAAGAGAUGUUACGCAUUCUCGACCAGAUUGACCACCUGAGAACAGUACCCGACGUGCUUGAGAGUCUUAUAUCUGAGAAGCGGCUCCUGCAAGCUGCUGCGUUACUUGUAAGGAGUUUGAAACUCAUUAACAAACAAGACAUGCUUGAUAUAGGUGCUCUUGCCGAUCUACGAAGUUAUCUCAGUAGUCAAGAGACUGCCCUCCGAGAAAUUCUCGUCGAUGAACUUCAUAGCCAUCUAUAUCUUCGGUCGUUCUGGUGCGACUCACGCUGGGCGGAAUACACACCAAAUCAGCAAUCACUACCACUUGUUGGUUUUGAACAGGAACCCAACAGUAUUGAAUCUGUCGAUAUGCAAGCAUCAUACGACUCGUCCCCUACGACAGCCACACCCAGGCGCAGCCGCUUAGACAAAUAUUUGGAUGAUCUCAAUCUGCGUCCCAACGACCCACCAUACGAUUUGGACGAAGCUAGUUUCCGCAAUAGCACUACGGGUGCUACUCUUUCUACGUCAUCCUCGACACCCUUUGGGUUACCCAGCCUGUCCUCGUAUAAUUCACUGUCUCCAAUCCUAGCGUCAGAUCAAAACCCCGAAGCUGAUUCAUUUACCUACAUCGAGACACUCUUGGAAUCACUGGCUAUCUUGGGGAAACUGGGCAGCGCGCUGGAUAUCGUAGCUCAAAAGUUGCCUCAAGAGAUAUACUCUCUAGUGGACUCCACAAUCGAGGAAGUUGCUGAGCGGGCCGAGUAUGGUAAAAGAGGCUCUGUGGUAACAUCCAUGUUAUCCGGACCAUUGGCAGGCCGGCUUGAAGAUGUGUUCCUAUUGGCCUCAUUGGGAACACCGGGAGCCCUGGGAUCCGGGGUGAUCAGCGUUGCAGCAGGAUCUUCUGUAUCAAGUGCAAACUCGCUUCGUCUCGCUUCCUUGGAGGCAUCUAGCAAACCGAUCGAUCAGGAAAUCAUGAAAGAUCUCUUCUGGACAUUAUACUCCAAACUCGCUGCUGUUCUGCAAGGACUCCGCGUUGUUUAUGAAGUUGCUAACCGCAUUGGAUCUCGGCGCGACUUUAAAGACUCAUCAGGAGCAAAACCUGGUUCUCUCUUUCCCCUGGCCGAAAUAUGGAUGCCGGUACAGGCUGAGGUGAGGACUUUGUUGAAUGAUUACAUCACGGACGAGGAACAAGGUUCUGUCUCUGGUCGGAAUCCGAUAUCUUCCAUCAACGAGGUCCUGCGCGAAGGACGAUAUAUUCGUGACAAAACGAAAGCGGCCUUCCGCUUCGCUGAUACUGAUCUGAAACUCGCUUCAAAGGUACUUCGGGAACACGAGAAUGAACUGACACAAGCGUUGAAGGACACAGUGCCUGGGUUGGUUCAAGGGUCAACAGACAGCACUGUUCAGGCCACGCUCUCCGCUCUCGGCACAGAUGAUCGAAUGUUAGGGGUGGGGCAACAUCAUCGGCUCCUUGUGCACCCCGAUGCAUUUCACGUCAGUAUACUCUUCCAGCCCACUCUGGCGUUUAUGGAACGUAUUUCGGACGUUCUACCGUCGGGUCACGAAGCCAGUCGUGCCACCACGGUGGUAUUGGACGAAUUCGUUGCUAAAGUAUACCUUCCACAACUCGAGGACAAGGUGUCACUUCUCUUCCAUCAAGCUGUGACUGGGCCCGAUGCCUUCCAACCGGACCCUGCAUCCAUGAGACUUUCGAACCAACCCUUGAUCAAGGCGAGCGUGCAGCUCAUGGCUUUGAUCAACUCACUCUGUGCUAUGCUCAGAAAGAUGCCAUUCCAUCGCGAGAACUAUUCGCGUUUGGUACUUACUGUGAUUGUUCAGUUUUACCAACGAUGUAGCGAUAGAUUCCAGGAUUUGGUGUCGCUUAAAGAUCCUGAGGACCCUGAAGCUGCACCACGAGUAGCUCUUUCAGCUCAGUGGGCGCAGAGGUCCGAACUUGUCCCCAUCCUUUCUGAGCUGCAAAAGCAGAUUAACGACGGGUCAUCUCCGGCGAAACUGCAACAUCUCUCGCAACAAGAGACUAAUUUGGAGGCAAACCUUUUAGGCGAUAGGUUGUUGGGUCGAGAAGAGCUGAUUGCUUCAACUCGGGAUCUUGGUGCAUUGGCUAGCCUACAUCACAGUGUUACUUGGUUCGCUGCCGAACUCAAUGCUCUGAAGUCCGCCCCAGAAACCGCCUUGUCACCCACCACGCCUAUGCGAUUGGAGCCUGUCAGUGCAGUAACGCCAUUCACUCCUUACCGACCCAGUCUUUUCCCGGUGCAGCCAGAUGAACAAUUGAAGUUGCCGUUAUCCGCCGCGAUGGCUAUGCGUUUUCAGGCACUGCAUAAGACGUAUGAACAGCUCUCCGAGGUUAUUCUUCAUACGAUUCGGGUGGAUAUUCGUUGUAGGGUUAUACACCAUCUGGAUCUUGCGGUCCGCCAAGGCAACUACUGCAUAGACGUAGAAGCGUUAGAGCCCGAUCCGUACAUCACUGACCUCAACGCCGAGCUCAGCAAGUGUGACGACUUUGCGUCAACCACGCUACCAGAGGCCGACCGACAAUUCGUCUUCGAGGGAAUUGGACAUCUCAUGGAACAGCUCCUGAUAACCAAUGCAAGAUAUAUUAGAACCGCAAAUGACUUGGGAGUUCGGAAGAUGAUGCGGAAUAUCCUCGCCCUACGGCAGAACAUCAAGACGAUCACAGACGCGAGCCAGUCCAAUGCGUUCGAACGUGUGAAACGUUAUUAUUCGCUAUUUAUCUUAUCACCGCAGGUAAGUGCAUUGUGUAACCACCCGAGCAGAAACCUGAUGAAAUACCGUAGGAUCUGUUGGACGUCAUUCGUCAGAAACAGGAGUUCAGUUUCGAUGAGUAUAAAACUCUGCUCGACCUACAAUGCGGGGUGGAUCCGACUGCUGGAGAAUAUGCUGGAGCGCAGGCAGUCGAUCGUAACUAUAAUAUGUAUCUCAUCGAGCUGCAUGGGCUAGAGCUUGAAAAUUCUGCGGACGACGAAUAACUGGAAAAUAAUCCGCUUCAUAGUUUCCACGGUCAGACCUCCAUUAUUUAUUACCCUUCAGAUUUUUGCUUGUCUAUAUCUUGUAAUGCUGUGUUCUUUUUGCCUUUCGGGCUCUUCUUUUCGCUUUCGGCAAGUUCAUACCAUGCCACAUCCGCUGCACUAGCUGUUGGAUAGUGAGAGACACUAUUUCGCCUAUCGGAUAGCAAGGCGCCAGCUGAACGAGUCACAAAGAAACGACCGGACUUCUUCUCGGCGGCAUUGGAUUGCGUCUUCAUGGAUGGUUUGUGAGUGACGAUGGGCAGGCGUGAUAACAACUGCUGGAAACGACGCCGCAGGAAUCUCCGCGGAAGAGUCGUGUGUGUUGGAAGAGCCAACUCGCCUGACGGCGUAUUCGGUGAUUCUGAUGCCGACUGCCUGCCUCGAAGCGUAGGGGUGGGGUGUUUCCAAGGAUCGCCUGAAAUAGCUUUGACUUCUUCGAGUAAACCUGUUGCCUCCAAGCCUGUACCUCGGAUAUGACUCGUGGUGGCGGAUUCCUCACCGGAUGCUGUUAGGUCAGACAGAGCCGAGAUCUGUAACGGAGGUAGUAUCUUCGCAGUCUCCUCCUUAAAGAAUCGUUUGUGAAUGUUUACUUCACGCCUUUUUGAAAAUGGUCCUAGGAGCUUAGCCUGUUCCGAAUUCGGGUCUGCACGUUCCGGUAACGAAGGCGGCACUUGU
Molecule: messenger RNA, 4759 nt
Organism: Somion occarium
Lineage: Eukaryota; Fungi; Basidiomycota; Agaricomycetes; Polyporales; Cerrenaceae
Source: the annotation of a GenBank genome assembly